CUUCAAUCUUACUCGUCGUCUCAACCCCCCAUACGGAUGGAAGGGGCUGGUGCGCGGGCCCAAAUAUACUCCGUCGCUUUUGACCAGUCCGGCUUACCAGGUGACGUCCUAACAAAUUCGCGAGUCUGCCUCAAACUUGUGACCGUAUUUUUUGGUGAGACUCUGGAGCACAACGUCAGAGUCUUGAGAAAGAUACUGAGAGGGGUCAAACUUUGGAGUUCCCUGAAACACCCAAAUAUCAACCCCUGUUAUGGAUGGACCUUUGAAUUUCCUCGAAACGAACCACAUUUCGGCAUUGUUUCCCAAUUUUGCCCCCAUUACAAUGCACCCAGAUACCUCCUCAAGUACCCUGAAGCAAACCGCGAAAAAAUGGUCUGUGAGGUGGCUCGGGGCUUGCGUUACCUUCAUGAUGACGCUGGUAUCGUUCACGGGGAUGUAAAGCCUCGCAACGUUCUCGUCAGCGAUGAGGGCGUAGCUAUGUUAAGUGACUUUGGACAAGCAGAAAUACUGGAUCUUGCGCCUAUAAAUCUGCGAGAUGCAGGAAGAUUUCUUACACUCGAAUAUUGGGCCCCUGAAGUGUUUCCUAAAGUGUUUCCCGCUACCGAUGGUGACAACAUUCUCUAUCGCUCUAUGCCCGGCGAUGUCUGGUCUUUUGGCUGUACCCUCUUGGAGAUCCUGUUUGGGGUAGCGCCUUACUCGGGAGUACACCGGCAUCACGUCAUCUGCGCCUUGAUAACGGGACAACCUCCCUUCAAGGAAGUCGAUACAACAACCAUUUUCGGGGAUGUUGCCCAGCGAUGCCUAACUUUUGACGCUGAUAAACGUCUUCCAAUGGCAGAAGCCGUCACUAUGUUGGACCCGCCCAAGGCAUCUGCACCACCCAUGACCUUGGCAUCUUUUGCAGGUUGAUGGAUUGGAUCGAACGAGCGUACUGGUGUGUUUUGUCAUGGUGAGCCGACGAACUACGAGCUCUGUUCGACCAUUUUGAUACCGGAUGUCUCAUAUAUUACACAAUCGAUUUGAGGUGGUAGAGUGCUUGCUGCGCUUCGCGCAGCUCUGCACAACACACUUUUUUUGGUGGAACCCC
Molecule: messenger RNA, 1087 nt
Organism: Cantharellus anzutake
Lineage: Eukaryota; Fungi; Basidiomycota; Agaricomycetes; Cantharellales; Hydnaceae
Product: kinase-like domain-containing protein
Exons: 8
Coding region: 37-909 (290 amino acids)
Biological process (GO): protein phosphorylation
Molecular function (GO): protein kinase activity; ATP binding
Source: RefSeq, a predicted model, not a curated record